Colletotrichum spaethianum is the source of this 432-nucleotide messenger RNA. RefSeq lists its product as uncharacterized. Lineage: Eukaryota; Fungi; Ascomycota; Sordariomycetes; Glomerellales; Glomerellaceae. The transcript has 2 exons. The record is from RefSeq and is a predicted model, not a curated record. The coding region runs from base 1 to 432 and encodes 143 amino acids.
AUGUCGCAAACGGCGCGCAACUACCCCCCCGACAACUACAAAACACCCUCGUUUCCCAGCAUCAACUGGCAGAUUAGGGACCUGACGGACGACCACCGCUGGAGCCUCUUCCACAUCAGUGACAUCUGGCGCUUCACUGUGCUAUGGACCAUCAUCAUCUACUCGGUCGUGCACCUCGGCGCCGCGGCCAUCACCAUCGCCAUGCACACCAAUAAGCGGGGGUCGCUGACGUAUCUCUGGGCCGUGCCGCUGCUGUACCUCAUCGUGUCCGGCGUGCAAGCGCUGGUCGCAGGCAGCGUCGUCGGGCUCAUCCUCGGCGCGGUCUACAACUCCGGUUUCUUUUCCAUGUCGACCUGGAUUCCACUGCUCUGGGGCAUCAUCAACGUCCUGGUCCUCAUCAUUGCGUCCUUCACCAUCCAGGGUGGUCUAUGA